GUAUAGUUCAGAGGGUACUGCGGUAUAUGUUAUCGAUAAGUCCGCGGUCACACAGCCAACAACAAACAAAACGUAAUUUCCAACACAAAAUAAAUUGAAUAACAAAAUCCACAAAUAAAACAAGCAUGGCAGAUGCCAAUGCAUAUGAAUCAGUUAUAUUGCCGGCUAUUGCCAAAAGAGUGCAAAAUAUUGGCGACUUAGCUUUGUGGCAGCGUUCCCGCGCCUACCAUGAUCUGAUUGGAUACAUCAAUGGCACCAGUUCGGCCAUACAGGGCAUCAAGUCCACCGACGCCAUGUACGAGUCGGAUAUGCUGCGCAAAUUGUUGCGCAUCUUCGAGCUGCUGGAGAAGCUGGUGGAAAAAUAUCCGCCCUUGGACCAGCCGCAGCGCUUUGGCAACAAGGCCUACCGGGACUGGGCCAGGGACAUGCGAGAACAGUUGCCGGAGCUGCUGGGCCAACUCCUGCCGCCCAGCAAGCAAAAGUACUUGAACGAGCUGCAGCAGUAUCUGACGGAGGCCUUUGGCAAUGCCACGCGCAUCGAUUAUGGCACUGGCCACGAGCUCUCGUUUAUGUUUUUCCUCUGCGCUCUGUUCAAGGCCGAGAUACUGGACGAGCAGGAUAUUGUGAGUGCUGCGCUGCGUCUGUUCAAACGCUACCUGGAGUUUGCCAGGCAAUUGCAGCGCACAUACAACAUGGAACCAGCUGGCAGUCAGGGUGUCUGGUCGCUGGACGAUUACCAAUUCGUUCCUUUCAUUUGGGGCAGUGCACAACUCUCGGUUCGAAGUCCCUUUGAUCCGUGCAAAUUUGUGGAUGAGCAGAUCAUCAGCGACUACAAGGAUCAGUACAUGUUCAUCAGCUGCAUUGAUUACAUCUGCAAGGUGAAGACAGGGCACUUUGGCGAGCACUCCAAUCAGCUGUGGAGCAUUUCGGAUGUGCCCUCGUGGGUGAAGAUCAACAUGGGUCUGGUCAAAAUGUAUCAAAAGGAGAUCCUCUCAAAGUUCCCGGUCAUUCAGCACGUUUUCUUUGGCGAUCUGAUGUCUUUUGAGACGGUUACAGCUGGCACAACUAUCACUAGCGCCCGCCUGGGUCAUGUGGCGCCACCGCCGUCAAAGCGUAAAUGCAUAGUGCCAACAUUGGUGCCACAAGCGCCACAGACACAAGCACCACCGCCGCCCAUCGAGGCUCUAGCGGGCGAUCAGAAUGCCGGCGAUUCGAGCAGUGAGAGCAGCGACAGCAGCGUUGUGCUACGUCCAUCGGCAUCGGCCAGCUCAGCCUCGCUGGUGGCCGCCGCCGCUGAGGGCUCCGGUGACAAUUUAAAUGAAAUACCCAAGGAACCGGCCGCCGAGUAAUAGUUUAAUGAUCCAAGAUCCUACCUGUGUUACAAAAUCUCUAAUUAAUAGCGUUGCCAUUUACUCCAAAAUAAAUUGCUUAUAAAUGUGA
This is a messenger RNA of Drosophila subobscura, 1440 nucleotides long. RefSeq names its product serine/threonine-protein phosphatase 2A activator (gene Ptpa). The record is from RefSeq and is a predicted model, not a curated record. Gene Ontology annotation, molecular function: peptidyl-prolyl cis-trans isomerase activity; protein tyrosine phosphatase activator activity. The coding region runs from base 126 to 1349 and encodes 407 amino acids. The transcript has 4 exons. Gene Ontology annotation, biological process: mitotic spindle organization. NCBI's taxonomy places the organism in Eukaryota, Metazoa, Arthropoda, Insecta, Diptera, Drosophilidae. Gene Ontology annotation, cellular component: protein phosphatase type 2A complex; cytoplasm; nucleus.